Molecule: messenger RNA, 3955 nt
Organism: Cinara cedri
Lineage: Eukaryota; Metazoa; Arthropoda; Insecta; Hemiptera; Aphididae
Source: the annotation of a GenBank genome assembly
AUGGAAGAGGUGAAACAAAAAUCGGCGGAACUCCUGAAUGGUCUUGCGAAAACAGACUUCCAGCACUGCCUCGAGCAAUGGAAGAAACGAAUGAAACGGUGUGUGGCGAGGGGAGCGGAGUAUAUUGAAGGGGAGCGUUUGAAUGUAGAAUAACUUUUAUAAUAAAACACUUUUUCGUAAUCAGUCUCGUCAUUUAAUAGCCUCACCUCGUAUUAUGUUCCGCAGCGACGGCGUCAUUACUGGCUGUUGCGCGGCGCGGUAAUUCGAAAAAAACGAUUAAUUGGCCGACCGCGAUUUGUACGGCCGCCGUGUAAACAAGUAUAUAAUCUUCUCCAGAGUAUAUUUGUCGUAGACGAAUGGUUAUACACAUCUAUUAUCAUAUUAGGGUUCGUGGGUUCAAACGCUACACUUGCUUUUAAAUCCUGAGUGGAAUGAAGAAGCUUAUGGUUUUAAAAAGAUUUUUUUUUUUUAUUUUUUUCUGUGGACAACUUUUCUACAAGCAAUUUUUCUUCGAUUUACAAUAAUAGCACUUUUAUUGAAAGUAAAUCUGACUGAGAAGGUACUAUAGGGACGUAAUUUUUCGAUUUUCACAGGAGUUUUCCCAAUAAACAUCAAGAGAAAUCAUUUUUAAACCUGGCUCAACAUUAAUUUUAUUAAUUUUAUCAGUAAAUUCAUAAGUCUUUUUUAUAGAAGUAUCAUUAUUCAUGUUUGAUUGUUUUUAUAUAAGAGAAUCUAAAUAUUUAUUAGGGUUAUAAGAUGGAGCAGUUUUAAAGUUAAUUAAUGGACGAAUCGGAUGAUCUUGUUUAUGUAAUUCUAUGAGUAGAUGUUAAUGUGGAGUCUAUAUUUUUUAAUCAAAUUUUAUUAAUAUUUUCUUUUAGACUUAGUAUGAUCUCUUUCGAAUUUGUUAUCAGUUUAUUAAUUUGUUGAGUAAAAAUUAUAGUUGGGUCGUAAGUUUCGAAUAUUAUUAUUAUUUAUAGAAUCUAAAUCUUUUUUUAUGAAUUUCAUUAGUAUAAAUGUUAACAAUUUAUAGAUUAAUAGAUUUAUCUAAUAGAACUAUUUCUAAAUUAUUUGUUUUUAAUUUAUUCACUAUGUUGUUAAUAAUUGUAUUUUUUCGUUUAACUAUAUUAUUUUGUUUUAAUAUUUUAUCAGGCUUAUUUUUGUAGUUUUUAUUGGUUUUUAUUUGUGAACAAAUUUUAGAAAAGAACUUUCAAGAUGGUGUUCAAGUAACUUUUCUAAUAGAAAGACAAAUGUUUUCUUGUUAGUGCAUUAAAUAGGUCAUUUUUUGAUUUUCCAAAGGAUUUUCAAAAAAAUUGAGAAAAAUCGGAAACAAAGUUAUAGUUAGAACGGCAAAACGGCUGCGGCGUUACCGAAUUCAUAGUCUUUAAUUAUUGCAAACUACGUUUUAUACAUGGAAUAUUGGUUUAAUCGAAAACUGCUUAGAGACCUUUUUUUGUUGUAUUUCGGAUUGAGUUGCACACAAAGUAAGUUUUUUUUUUAAUUUCCGAGUAGUUUUCGUAAUGAUUUGGAAAACUGGGAAAAGACGAAAAGUGAAUAACAAACGAAUUUACGGCAUGAUAUAUUUACAGGUUGCAACCAGAAAUAUUGCUUCCGUAGUAAAACGACAAGAAACCUUUUUUCGUUAAAUUAUUAAUUCAAAUGGCGUGUAAAAAAGCCGUGUUUAGAUUUUCCCUUUAGUUUUUUUUUUUUUUUUUUUAAUAAUUGAGCAAUACUGAAAAAAAAAAUAAAACGGAAGAAAGAUUUCAUUUCAAAAAGUCGUUUACCGACAGAAAGAAUUCAGGCAACUUCGCACGCGGGUAUUGUAAGUGAGAAGGUAUAAAGACAAUAUAGGAGAAAUUUAAUGUAUAUCCGUAAGUAACGAUAGACCAUUGCUAGCGAAAAACGAUUCUGAGAGCAGAUCAGUUGAUAGUGAUGCUUUGCCGACAAUAUAUAAUAUGCCAUAUUAUAGUAAAAUAUUUAAAUAGGCUUUAUAUAUUUUCUUUAAUAAUAUUUGUUUAAUAUUGUGCCUAUUUUCCUGUUUUUCCCACGUAUUUCCUAUAUAUUUCCCAUUUUUUUUAUAUUGGUAGAAAAGUUUUAUACAGAAAAAAAAAAAUAAAUAAAUAAAUAUCUUUGUGUAAAACCAUAAGCUUCUUCGCUCCAGUCAAAAUCUAAAAAUCAAAUAUAGAAAUUUUAAAAUAUAUAUUAAAUUAAAAAUCAAUCAAUAUAUGUACAUACUACAAUGUUAUUAUAAAGAUUUUAAAUAAUCGUUACUGCAGCAGUUGUAGUAUUGUUAAAAUCGUAGAACACUUGUUCCGGUAUAAAACGGUGUAUUCCUACGGAAAUAUAUCUGAGUUGGGAAAUUCAAUAUGCACAAUCGGAGUACGCGAGUAUAGUCGACUACUCGACUCGACUAGAGAAAACUCUACCGGGCCGAAUACUCGACCGGAUUUACUCUAGUUUUCAUCCGGUGUACACAAUAUGAUAACCGACCGCGCGCAGGCUGUUCUUUCAUAAUGCCCGCCCCGCACCGAUGAAUUUAUUAUCACGGCGAUUAUGACGAUCGUUAUUAAUAAUAACCAUAAUACUCGCAGGUACGUACCGACUGACCCGUACGCUGUUACUAAUUUAUCGUUCGUCCGGUUUAUAUUAUUACCUGUCUCGAGCGCGGGCCCGAAAGGAUUCUGUGUCUGCCCCUCACCUUCCCUUCCGGCCAUCAAGCGAAAAAAAAAUAACUCGUUAUACAUAAACAUUGUAGUAGUACAUAAUAAUUACGAUCGUGAUUUAAAUGCUGCCUGUGAUAUUAUAAUAUUCGAUCGUAUACGACAUAGAUGGUAACGAAACGAGUGUAGGUAUUCUAAACGUUUUAAAUAAGGUUAAACCGUCGUCGUUGGCACGCGAACCCGUUGCUCUCGAUAUCCGUCGAGCGCGUGUGCGGAAACGGAAUACUAUCGUAAUAUUGUUACGUUACCGAGUCACCGGAGCGAUGUUUGAUAUUUAGGUUCGGAUUGUAGCGAGGGAACUGUUACUGCGGUGUGUGCUUUUGUAAUUUUUGAUUUCGACUGAAGCGAAGAAGUUUAUGGUUUUACACAAAGAUAUGUAUUUAUUACAAUUAUUUUAUUUUCUGUGGACAACUUUUCCAUCAAAUAUCCUGCUCCGCUUUUCAAGUGUAGCACUUUUUCUAAAACGAAAUCUGACUAGGGUAGUAUUUUAAAGGGGUCAUUAUAAUGCCUAUUUAAUUAUUUUACCAUAGUAUUAUGACAUAUUAUGUAUUAUUGACAAAGCAAGAAAUUAUGAAACUCAGUCCUGAAGACAGGACAAUUAACCAAGAUGAGAGUCUAGAAGUUAUUUUUCUAGCCCAUUUAUUCUAUAGAGUGCAACAGUUUAAGUACCUAGGAGUCCUGUUGACCCAGAAGAAUGAGCUAAAAACAGAGGUAUCAAGACGAAUCUAAAUGGCUAAUAAUUUUUAUUUUGGUAUUGGACCUCUUAUAAGAUCCACAGCUAUUUCAAAAAACAUGAAGAUUGAAAUUUGUGUAACACUAAUAUGGCCUAUGAUUUUAUCUAAAACUUGGGCUUUAAGGAAGACGGACGAACUGAUACUGGAAGUUUUCGAAAGAUAAGUUCUAAGGCGAAAUAAUGAAGAACUUCAAAAUCUAUUCCAACGAUCAUGUAUUACGAGGGAAAUCAAGACGAGAAAAUUAAGGUGUGCCAGCCAUACUUGGCGAAAAAAUGGCACAUUAAUUAAAACUGUAAUCAUAGAACAUCAGAUGAGGAAAAGGCCGCUGGGGUGGCCACAUCUAUGAUGGUGGAUUGUGUUGAAAGGGAUGUAGUGACAAAGGACCCAGAGGUAAAUUGGAAGGAAUUGAUUGACGAUAGAGAGAGCUGGAAGAGAAUUUUCAGUCUUAAAAGGCCAAAAUCCAAGAAAAAACAGAAUUGUAGACAAAACAUCACUAACAACUGA